Spirometra erinaceieuropaei is the source of this 1033-nucleotide messenger RNA. The record is from the annotation of a GenBank genome assembly. Lineage: Eukaryota; Metazoa; Platyhelminthes; Cestoda; Diphyllobothriidea; Diphyllobothriidae.
AUGCAGGAUGUCUGGAUGGCUUGCAAGGCUGAGGAGAUCCAAGGGUACGCGGAUCGCAACGAAUGGAAAUAUUCCUUCUCCACGAUCAGGGCUACCUACGGUCUCACAACCAAAGCAAAUGCCCCUAUUCUCAGUGCCGACGGCGGUACCCUACUCACCGUGAGGAUAUCAAUUCUACAGAGUUGGGCCGAGCAUUUCAGAGGCGUCCUCAAUCAUCCUAUCAUCAUCUUCGACACCGCCAUCGCCCAUCUGCCUCCAGUGGAGACCAACGCCGAUCUCCACCUCCCGCCCUCUCUCCACAAAACCAUGAGGGCCGUACAGUUGUUCUCCAGCGGGAAGGCGUCCGGAUCGGACGUGAUCCCUGUUGAGAUAUACACGCACGCUGACCCCCAACUCAUGGAUCAUCUGACAGCGCUCUUCCAGGAAGUGUGGCUUCAAGGAGAAGUCUCGUAGGAUUUUAACGACUCCACAAUCGUCCACCUCUAUAAGCGGAAAGGUAAUCGCCAGCUCUGCGACAACCAUCAAGGCAUUCCAUGUUGAACAUCACCGGGGAAAUCUUCGUUCGCAUUCAUUUCAACCAUCUGAACAACCAUCUAGAACAGGGUCUCCUGCCGGAAAGCCGGUGCAGCUUCCGUCGUCAUCGUGGGACUACCGAAAACUGCAGAAGAAGUGUCAGGAGAUGCGGACCCACCUCCACUCUACCUUCGUGGAUCUGAAGAAAGCCUUCGACACAGUGAAUCGUGAAGGACUCCGGAAGAUCAUGCAGAAAUUUGGCUGUCCCGAACGAUUUUCUCAGAUGGUGCGUCAGCUCCACGAUGGCAUGAUGGCGCGAGUCACGAACAACGGGGUUGUCUCAGAGGCAUUCGCGGUGGCCAACGGAGUAAAGCAGGAAUGCGUCCUGGCGCCCACCCUCUUCAGUUUUACGUUCUCUGCCAUGCUACUGGACGCCUACCAUAACGAUCGCGCCGGGAUCCGUGUCGCCUACAGGACGGAUGGCCAACUCUUUACUCAGUGGCGGAUGCAGUUCCAGUAG